This is a messenger RNA of Tetrahymena thermophila SB210, 2157 nucleotides long. RefSeq names its product cyclic nucleotide-binding domain protein. The record is from RefSeq and is a predicted model, not a curated record. The transcript has 5 exons. Lineage: Eukaryota; Ciliophora; Oligohymenophorea; Hymenostomatida; Tetrahymenidae.
AUGGAGUUUUGCAAAUUCUUAAGAUAUGUUAAAAUAGAUAAAGGAUAGAUAAUAUAAAAUUUCAAUAAUAGGGUCGAAAGCCUUUUCUUUUUAAUAUGUGGUAGAGUGAAGUAAACUGAAUCAGAAAAAAAACUAAAAAAAAAUAAUUAAAUUAUGCGAUUUAAAAAUGAAGAAAUUAUAGAUAAAUUUAUCAUUUUUGAUUCAAAUCAAUAAAAAGAUUAAGUUAUUUACUCUUUUCCUAAUGUUGAAUUUAUUACACAUAAUAUUUGCAAAUCAAAAUACGAAACUCUGGAAGACUGCUACUUUGCUACAAUUUCAUAUAAAGAAUUUGAGUAAAUAAUGAGCAAAACUAAAAUUUUUGACUAAGAAUCUGCUCCUGAUUACUGGUAUAUAAUUAGAUAAGGCGAAUUUAGUUUAUAGAGAUGCUUUGAAAUUGAAACAUCCAAGAGGUAGUAGUAAAAUGAUAUGAUGGUAUAGUUUAAAUAAGCAAAGAGUUUUACAUAAACAUAAUCGAUUUCUAUAUUGUAAUAAAAUGAAUUCUUUGGAAUUGAAGAUAUAUUAUCAAAUAAAAAAAGAUAGUAUUCCGUAAAAUGUCUAAGCGAGUAAGGAGUACUAUCAGUAAUUUCAUCCAAAGAAAUAGUCAAACUUAUGAAUAGAAAUAUUUUAAUACAAAUAGAUAUUCAAAGAAUUUUCUCAGAAAAAACCAACUUCAUUUAAGAAAGAAUAAAUCAAAUAGAAUAAUAAUUAAUUUAGUCAUAGAUUAAAAAAAUAGAAAUAAGAAGCAAGAAUAUUUCAACUUAAAAUCAAGUUUCUACUGUUAACUAAUCUAAAGAUAAUAUGGAAAAGAUCUAGCAAGUUGAGGAUAUGCUGUAAAUAUAAGAAUAAUACUCGAAGAUCCAUACCACAAAUGGAACAUUUUAGGCAUCUGAAGAUUUAGAUGAAUAAAUCGAGAUUCAGAAAUUCCUUAAGCUUAAAGGCUUUAAUUCAUUGAGUACUCACCAAUAACCAACAUAAGCACAGGAAUAAAACAAAAGGAUUUACAAUGAAAAUUUUAAAAAAGCAUUAAAAAAUGAUAAAAUUCUGAGAAAUGAUACUCUAAAAUAAAAGUAAGAGCUUCUGAAUUUUUAUAGAAAAAUGAUAGAAGACUAAUUUAGCACAUAAAAGUAAAAAUAAUCAAGUAAAGGCUUUAAAAAUUACAAAAUAAAUUUCUUUAAUUAGAAAGUUAUUUAGCCAAUGUAAGAAGCCCUCAAAAAAAAGAACAAUAAAAUUUUAAGAAAAAUGUAAAAUGAUAAAUAACACUGUGGCACAAAUUUUAACAACUUUGUUGAAUCUCGUAGCUAAUCUUAAUACAGUCAAAUAUAUUCUAGUCCAAUUAAUUUACUCAAAAAUAGCUUUUUAUAAAAUUAAAGCUCUGAUUAAGGGUUUUAGUAUUAUUGUAAUACUAGUGAUAGCAAUUUAUUUCGUUAGAGUGGGUCAUCAAACUCAUUAGAGUUUUUUAUUAAAAAUAGGAAAAUCAAAAGCAGCAAUCCUCAGUCUGAAUUUUCUAGUACUUUUUACAGCUAAUCUUCAGAGCCGAAUUAAUUUAAUGAUCUUGAUGCAGCAAAUUUAUCAAACUUUUAAACAUCUCCUAACUUAAGAAGCCUCAUAAAAAGAGCCAUUUAAAAUAAUUAUCAAAACGAAUCCCAAUUAUCCAGCAACAUAUUUGUAAAUUAUGGUGAUAGAUUUAAAAAUUUAAGUCAUUAGUUAAAUAGUAUUUCUUUGUGCACUUAAUUUAAAUCAGAAAAAUAAAGUUAGAGUAAUUUUAAAGUUUCAACUAAAAUAUCACGUCUUAAUUCUAUAGGAAGUCCUACCCAAAAAGAAGACAGCUCUUCUGAACAAUUUUAAAAUACAUCUUAAUCUAUAUUUUAUAAAAGUAGUACAAACAACUUCAAGACUAAUCAAACUCAUUUGCCUUAAAAUUUAACAUAGAAAUAUUAUAAUCAAACUUCAUAUAAUUAGAAAAAUGAUUAUGGUGUUUCUUUGAUGACUGAAGAUACUCAAUAAAAAAAAAGUAUUUCUUUUUCUACAUAGUGUAAAGCAAAUCAUUUUAAGCCCUCAGUUUCAGCUAAAUUUCCUACUCAACCAGAAUCACCUUCAUAUAAAAAUUAACAUCAGUGA